Messenger RNA from Acytostelium subglobosum LB1, 2895 nucleotides. RefSeq lists its product as hypothetical. The record is from RefSeq and is a predicted model, not a curated record. Lineage: Eukaryota; Evosea; Eumycetozoa; Acytosteliales; Acytosteliaceae. The transcript has 3 exons. The coding region runs from base 1 to 2895 and encodes 964 amino acids.
AUGUUCAUGUGCAAGGGUGAAGCUGAUUUGCCAAUGCCGAGGAUUGAUGUGAGGGAUGUGGCCGACCCACUGUCAUUUCCAGUGAGACAGGAUCAGUUGCAGGGUAUGAUCGAACAUGCUACACGUGCACCUUAUGGCAAAGGAACAGAGACGAUCACAGACCUCAAUGUGCGACGUGUCUGGCAGAUACAGAACACAGACAUCACCAUCACGAGCAAUCAUUUCCAGACAUUCAUGAGUGGCGUGAUCAGCGUCAUCAAGGAGUCGAUGGCAUUGGUGAACGAGACAGUGACAGCAGAGUUGUACAAGUUGUUGGUCUAUGACAAAGGCAGCUUCUUCCUGCCACAUCGUGACUCUGAGAAGGCUGACAACAUGUUUGGAACACUCGUGUUGUCGUUGCCAUGUCCACAACGAGGUGGUGACCUGGUGAUCAAUCACUCAGGUCGUGAUGAAGUGGUGUCAUUGGAGAAUGACUCGAUAUCCACGAUCAAAUGGACAGCAUUCUUUGCUGAUUGUCAACACGAAGUCAAGCCAGUCACUGAAGGCAAUCGAGUGUGUCUCGUUUACAACCUGUUGAGAUCAGGUGGCAAGAAACUGGACAUCAGCAUAGCAUCCUCUUCAUCCAUCAUCCAAGGAUUCAAACAAGUCUUUGGUGGUGCUGAUGCGGAGAUGGAGAUGAAGGACGACCACAUGGAUUCCGAGGAUGAUGAUGAAGAUGAUGAGGAUGACGUCAAGAUCGUCAAGAAGUCCAAGACAUCGACAACAACAAACAUAACAACCAAAGUUGACAGUGAUCAAUCAGAUGACGAAGAUAGUGAUGGUGAUGAUGGUGGCGGCGGUGUUGGUGAUGGUGAAGGUGAAGUUGAUCUCAUACCCAAGAAGUUGGUGUAUUGCCUUGAUCAUGUAUACUCUAUUGCCAACUUCACUUUGGAGUCACUCAAGAGCAGUGAUAUAUCAUUGGCGCGUACAUUAUUGACUCUUGCCGAUGAAUGCAACAUCAAACUUGGUCUGGCAUUCAUUCAUAUCAAGGAAUCUGGAGACUGCAUGGAUGGCGAGUUAUUUGGUAUAAAUAAAUCGAGUAUCAUAUUGAAUGAUGUCAAGGACCUUGAGACUGGUACCAUCCUCGAGCAAACAAUGCCCCUUCAUCAUAAUGAGAUCAUGCCAUCUGGUUGUCUCGACAACAUCCGUCCAUACUCUGACGAGACCAAAGAAGCAACAGGUAAUGAAGGUGGAACGUAUGAGAGGCAGUACAGACGAUCAGUGAUAGUGGCAUGGAGCCAAGCGAUCAUGGGCAAGUUCACAAUGAUCAUUUCAACUGAUGUCGCUUUGAAAGUGAUGACCACAGAGUUGGCCAAGCUUGGAGGCAUCGAUGCCAACCCAAAGGCAACACAUGAUCUGUUUGAUCAAAUGUUCAAAUCGUUGAACAGAGUGACCAUCACACCGGACCACGUUUCCAAGAUGCUGGGACUAUUCCAAUCAAUCAAGAAUGAUCAAUACCUUCCCAAACUACUUCAAUACUUCUUUGUGUAUGCUGGAAACCAAGUCACUGGAUCUGAUGCUCAUUUGGAUGUCAUCCAGGAACUAUUGCUAAAGAGACCGUCAAUGAACAAGGACGACACGAUGCUUAUGAUGAUGACUGGUUUCAUGUCACUUGUUACUCAGGAUGUGGCUCAGACUAUGAUGUCCAGGUUGUUGUCGUACGUGACAUCUUCCCCAGAGGACACGCGACUGAACGACAUAUUGCCCAUACUGGCCAAUCAGCUCACAAGAAGUUUGGACACGAUCGAGCAAUGUGACAAACUUAUCAACAUGGUCCAACAUCAUUCAUUGUUUGAUGACGAUAGACAAGAGAUAUUGGAUGCGAUAUCAUUGGUCGCUGGUGAACUACUCGUUCCAAAGAUGCCCAAGUCUGAUCGAUCGUGGCCAGGAAGAUCAGUCGUUGCCAAACCGCGCAAAGGUCAGACCUUGAAUACCAUCACCAAUAUCGAGCGAUUGGCCAAGUUGCUGAGUGAGGGCAUAGCUCCAAUAUACGUGACCGACUCAAUACUAUGCAAUAUGUACAAUCAGGUACUUAGAAUCAUUGAUGUCCAACGAGAUGGCACUGGCCUAGGUGAGGAGGAGCUCAUGGCCUCGAUGCCCAUCAUGGAGAGGAUCCAUACAGCGCACCCUGAAUGGAUCAAGAAUCAACACUACACUGGUGUGCUACAACUUUUGAUCGAUCAUAAGCCUAUCGACCAAGAGGGCGCACAUCUGUAUAUGAUCUGGAGGAUCAUGGUCCAAGAUGGUGGCCGCCACCUCCAGUUGUUUGUCAACAAACUCUGUGGUGGCGUCACAUCGAGCGCGCUCCUCAACUUGCUCAAACUUCUGCACGCCAAUGAGUUUGCUGCCGCCAACUCGAGCACCAACACACACUACGCGACACUCUGGGUAUAUCUCACCAAGAUCAACAUCACGCUGGCAAAGACCAAGCCCACAGGCAACCAAUUAUGCGUCAUCAUGCCAACAUGUCAAUGUAGCAACUGCAAGAAGAUGGCUACAUUCCUGAGUUCACAGAAUACGGUCCAGGAGUUCUCAUUCGACACCCGUGACAAUCGUAGUCAUCUUGAGUCCGUUGCCAGCAGGUACAGCCUGGGACAAGUGUAUGGCAGAGGUCGGCACCCACAGCCAUUGACCGUGAAGAAGACCCCCGCCAACAUUGCCGAAUCACUAAACAGGUAUAACGAGGCGGUCAUCAUUUGUCAUGGUCUGUCACCGAUCAGACCUGAGGCUGCAGCAGCAGGACCGACUGGUGACAUUCUCAAUGAGGUGAUCAAUGGCACGCCCAUGCCAAUUGUUGCCAACGUGGACGAAGAGGAUGAGGAGGAAGACGAUGGUGAUGUGGAAGUCAUACGCUAG